Molecule: messenger RNA, 3499 nt
Organism: Colletes gigas
Lineage: Eukaryota; Metazoa; Arthropoda; Insecta; Hymenoptera; Colletidae
Exons: 8
Coding region: 142-2604 (820 amino acids)
Biological process (GO): mitochondrial fission; mitochondrial membrane fission
Cellular component (GO): mitochondrial outer membrane
Source: RefSeq, a predicted model, not a curated record
UCUGGUAACACUACCAACGUAAAGCGUAAUGAGCCAUCGGGGUCAGGAGUACAUAGCAGUAUAGCAGUACAUAGUUUCGAAAUUAAAAGAAUUAACUUGGGAUCUGUUAAUUACGAUGUUUGAAAAUCACUCAAUGUAAAAAUGGCCGGAUUAGAAGAUUACAUCGACGAGACGGUUACGGGUGUAUAUCGAGGAAGACCUUCGAACUCUUGGAGAAGUGAAAGUAAUUACUUGAAAACAUACAAUGGACGAGAGGUUAUUCGCCCUUUAGAUGUUCUCACUGUACAUCCCCUAGCUGAAGAUAGCCCUUCUGUUGAUGAUUCUGCUAUGAGAACAUGCAUUGCCGCGGGUUGUGGUCUAGCAAGCUUAAUUACAGAAACUUUAUUAGUUCAUCCAUUUAUCGUUCUAAGGAGGCAAUGUCAGGUAAACCCUGGAUCGAACAAUUAUCACAUAAUACCAUUUACAUUGGUACCUAUAGUUAUAAGACUUCAUCAGACUCAAGGAAUAAAUACUCUUUGGAAAGGUGUUGGAUCAGUGUUGCUUGUUAAGGGAAUGAUGUUAGCUGUUGAAGAUGUAAUUUCCAAAAUUACACCAUGGCCAAAGGAAAUAACAUGGAGCAGUUCAUUGAAAGCAUUUGGUCAGCAUAUUCUUUUGAAAUGUGUAACUCUAGGCCUGGCAACGCCAUUUUUCUCUGCAUCUUUAGUUGAAACGGUACAGUCUGAAAUUGCUUCUGAAAGUCCUGGAAUAUUAGACGUCUUUCGAGAUGGUGCAAUUCGUUUAGUUGAAGUGAGCAACAAGGGUAGACUAAUACCUAUAUAUUCGCUUUUGCCACCAACUAUUGCUCACGGAAUUUGUAAAUAUCUUUUUACCAUGGCUGUCCAUGGAGUUACCAGUUACAUCAUGCAAAUUAGGCAGAAACAUUCUAAAGAAGUACGAGGUGCAUAUAGUAGAGAUUUCCUAUCCGAAGAAGCAUAUAAGAUGGAUAUACAGCUCCAGUCAGUGCUAGUUUCUUCAUUCAUGGCAGACGUAUUGUUUUAUCCAUGGGACACUGUGAUUUGUAGACUUCACCUUCAAGGUACACGUACUAUUAUCGAUAAUUUGGACACGGGACGUAGCGUAACGCCGCUCCUAACCGGAUACAGCGGAGCAAUGGAUUGUUACAAUACAAUUAUUUCUACCGAAGGUCCUCUUGGUUUGUAUAAAGGGUUUGGAGCUCUUCUUUUAGAAUAUACUGUAAAUGUGGUAGUAGCACAAGCAAUUAAAUGGGUAGUUACAGAAUUUAUAACAGCAAUAAGGCCGAAAGAAAAGUCGCCACGAAAACAGUCAUAUCGCGCGCGUAAAACAGCAGCCCGAACAGAAAUAAAUAACGAGAUUGUUUUAUUAAGACAACACGUUCGUCAGGCACGUAUCUGCGUCGUAAAUAAAUUGAUAAGAGAAGCUAAACGAUUACGUACCAAUCGUGGCAGCGAGAAGCAACUGGAAAAGAAUAAAAAUAAAGCAGAUAAAUUUUUGAGGGAGGUUUCUGCGUUAAAACGUAUCAAAGACGAUGAGAUAUCAAAAUUUGGAAUCGUUAACCUAGAAUGUCUACAAGAAAUAUUGCAGAACUCACAAACUGAGGAUGAAUCUAGGGCUAUGACCAAAGUUGUUAGUUACAAGUCUUUAAAAGAAAAAAUAAUAGCAUUUAAAGAGAAGUUUCCAGAUUAUCAAGAAAAGAUUUCUUGCGCAAAAAAGAAGCAAUCAGUCAAAAAAAGAAAACAGAAUUCUAUAGAUCAGAUCCAAGAAGAAAACUCAAAACUGUUGGUAAACGAUAGAAAUGAAGCAAAGGUGAAUAUAUAUGCAGAAGGUGAUAAAAAUUCAAUUAAUGUAACCUCCAGUGAUUGUUCACAAUAUACAACUCGACAACAAAAUGUGAAAACAGAUACAAAAUACAUUAAGCCGUCCAGAGAAACAUCAUUGUACAAACCAGAUGUAAACAAAUCUGAAAAACAGUUCAAAGGGAACGCAAAAUAUACAGAUAAGGAUCAAACAUCAAAAUCUGCAGCUAAAGUUAUUAGUAACGAGGCUGCCGUUAAAAGAUUUACAGAACUUUUGCAGGAGACAAAGACAGAGAGAAAAAAUGAUAGUUGCAAAGCAGACAACAGGCAAUCAUUAUCUAGAGAGUCAGUGGAAAUUACAAGAAUGGUAGAUGACUUUUUUCUAAAUUCGGACGAGAUCGAACCGUGUUUAAAUAUUGAAAUACAUUCGCAAGAAAGAAGCAGAAAUGUCGGUGAUAGCAAACCUAAGGCGUUCCGAGUAAAAAAUGAAAGAGAGAGAUUUUGUAGAGACGAAGCAAACGAAGAUAAAAGAAAUAAUAAAGUACGGAAAAUCAAUAACGAGGACACUUCCAACGAUAGGAACAGCGUAACGAAGCAAACAAGCGUCUCGUGUUCGAAACAAAAUAAAAUAACGUCGGUCGGAAAAGCAAACGUUGCGCAGGGAGACAUUAAGAAUAAAAAUCUUUUGGAGAAUAAAAAUCUACAUCCUUCGUGGGCAGCUAGGAGGAAACAACAGGAGAUCAUGAAACAAGGUUUUCAAGGAAAAAAGAUUCGAUUCGACGAGAUUUAAGUAAACAAAGUACAAAUUUUCAAAAAAUGGUAAGCGAGCGAUAAGAUUGGAGCGAAUAAUCGCUACUGUAUGACCAAUCGAACAACCACCAUUAUUUCAAUUAUUUCAAUUAUACCUUGUUUAAUACACUUUUAAAUAAAUCUGAUGUUGGGAAUAUGCUUAACUUUCGAGUUGUAGUGUAUAAUUCGAACCAUGUCUCGCGUUCACGGUAGCGAAGUUUGAUCUUAAAAUGUUUCGUGGUGCACGUAUUGGUUUAUUAACAAGUUCCGUGCCAAGCCCGUUUUGCUUGACUUGUCGUUCAGACCAUUUGAUAUUGCGACUAAAGAUUGAUAUAUUAUCACACAAUAUUUCAUUAUAUCAUCAAUCGAUAAGCAGUUACCUUGUUUAGAGUAGUUAUUACGUCGUGUACCACUUGUAGUACACGUGGCGCUGCGAUCAGUUCGAUUGCAAACGUCAGUCUGUUCGAAACAUCUGGACUAGUAAAGAACCUGCUGCAUUCGAAUUUGUUUUAAAUAAAAAAAGAGGCAAAUAAAAUAUUCUGUAGAGAAGGCUAUUGAUAAAAAAAAAAAAAGGAUAUGAUAUCGUAAAACCGAAACUUGUGAUUGAUUACAAUGAAGUCAAGAGUUCACAAAACUGUCAAAUGAUAUAAAAAAGUAGCAUUUGAGCGUCUCUUAAACGCAUCAGUUGUAAAUGCUUGGAUAUUAUAUAAUACUCAGCAACGGAGUCCUAUAUCAAUAGUAGAAUUUAGAAAACGAUUAGCUAAUUAUUUAUGUUACUGUGAGGAUGAAAACAACAACUCGUCUUCUGAAAUUGCGACAAACUCUAGAAAACGACAUGAAAUUAAAAAGCAAGAGGGCAAAGCGAGGACAGCUAGACAACGUUGCAGUUCUUGCUA